GGGAAGUUCCAGGAGGAAGCUAACCUGUACGCUGUGAAAACAGCUGUAGAUGCAGCCAGCGUCUCCUCACAGGCCAGCCAGGCCAACUCCCCCGCCACGCCUAACUCAGGUGGAUAUCCAGCACCGUGCUACACUCCUGACGGGAUGUUAUGAGGAGCUGCCUGGAGGAACUCUGUUUCCUCCCCACUGUCUCCAUGUUGAUAGUGGAUGGCAGGACAGCACUGACCACCCCUCUCUCACCCCCCCUCACGGGACACCGGGCAGCGUGCACUCGGACACCUCAAACUGAGACACCAACUCCCCCCAACCCCCCCCUUCCAAACACCCCUCUACCCUUCAAAUUCCCAUUCCUCCACCCUCACACAGCCUCCCCUCUACCCACCCAAUCCCUCAACUGUGUCUCAAACUAACCCAAGUCCCCCCCCCUCACACACACGUUCAGCCGUACCUCAAGCUGAGACAACUCCCCCUCCCUUACCUGUAGCUGAGC
Molecule: messenger RNA, 490 nt
Organism: Coregonus clupeaformis (lake whitefish)
Lineage: Eukaryota; Metazoa; Chordata; Actinopteri; Salmoniformes; Salmonidae
Product: pre-B-cell leukemia transcription factor 3-like
Exons: 3
Coding region: 50-289 (79 amino acids)
Source: RefSeq, a predicted model, not a curated record